CUGCCCCCGGGAGGGAGCCCGAGCCGGGAGGCGGGCCAGCCCCGCCCCGGGAAGGCGAGGCGCGCAGGCACGGCGGGGCCCGGCGCCUUUGUCCGGGGCGAUGUCGGGCGGGGAGCGGCGGCGGCCGGCAGGCCACGUCCGGUUGGAUAGCAGACCUGCAUUAGCCACCACAGAUGGAAAUCAGAACAUCACAGAAGUAGAUGCACUUGAUAUAAGACAAACACUUGAUCCUGCAGUGCAAUACAGAAUGAACCAUCAAAGAAGAGGAAUUGCGUUAAUCUUCAAUCAUGAGCACUUUUUUUGGCAUUUAAGGCUGCCUGACAGACGUGGGACUCUUGCAGACAGAAACAAUCUGAAACGCAGUUUGACAGACCUUGGGUUUGAAGUCAGACUUUUUGAUGAUCUGAAAGCGGAAGAUGUGCUGCAGAAAAUUUAUGAAGCCUCGAAGGAUGACCACAGUAAUGCUGACUGCUUUGUUUGUGUCUUCCUGAGUCAUGGUGAGAACGAUCAUGUUUAUGCAUAUGAUGCUCAAAUCAAAAUUGAGGCAAUCACAGACAUGUUUAGAGGAGACAAGUGCCAGAGUCUGGUAGGAAAACCGAAGAUAUUUAUCAUUCAGGCGUGUCGAGGUGAUAAACAUGAUGAUCCAGUUAUUGCUCAGGAUUCAAUAGACAGCAGUGAUGAAUCCAUUGUCAAUGAGACUGAAGUGGAUGCAGCUGGUGUCUAUACCCUGCCUGCUGGUGCAGACUUUAUCAUGUGCUACUCUGUGGCGCAAGGUUACUUUUCUCAUCGUGAAACUGUAAAUGGCUCCUGGUACAUUCAAGAUUUGUGUGAGGCGCUUAGGAAGCAUGGCUCUUCCUUGGAGUUCACAGAACUUCUUACUGUUGUUAACAGGAAAGUAUCUCAUCGCAAAGUGGAUGUGUGCAGAGACAUUAAUGCUAUAGGAAAAAAACAGAUUCCUUGUUUUGCCUCAAUGUUAACUAAAAAAUUGUAUUUUCAUCCAAAAUCUAAGUAGAUUGUUAUUUAGUAAUGACAACCAUUAACUAGUACUCACUGCAGAACUGAAAAAUGCAUCAUUUUAGUUCAGAAGGCUAAUAAUCUACAAGACUGUUUGCAAAAACACUGGGAUCAAACAUUACAGUUUGUAUACCUAAUAGCUUAAAGCAAUUUUAAGGCUAGUAUUGUAUCACUGUUCAUCUCAGGGAAUUUGGGAAAAGUUCAGUGGUGUAGAACUAUUAAACGCUCAGAUUUUAUUGAAAACGGUACUCUAGACUACUUUUUUUCUUAAAAGUUUUUUGCUUGAUUGCCAUGUAACUGUGGCAGAUUUUACUAUUUCUAAAACAUCUUAGAUGUUGAAUUAGAUUAGCUUGUCUUGCUCCAAGAGCACAGUUUCCGGGGAAUGUAUCUGUAGGGCAUCUUUUUAAAUCUGUGGACAAUGGUAUCUACCUUCCAAUUUUUGUGGAUUUAUUGAGCUUUUUAGACCUUUUUUUGGUUGUUUUUUUUUUUCUGAAAACUAAAAAGGAACUUAAUUCCUUGAAUAUAACUGUAGCAUUAAUAUAGAUAGAGAGCUUCUUUUAGCUUGCACAUAAUUUACGUUUUGGGGCACAAUUACAGCUUGUUGGUGCAUUGCAUCCUCAGGAGAAAAGCAAGCAGUAGUGAAAUGAGCUUGCUUAGCGUGACUUCGGGUAAGCAUGCCUUGUACGCAUCUCUAAAGCUAAAAGCAAAUCAUUUCAAGGUUCCAGGCUCGCUGCUGGGCAUGUCUAGGCAGCUCUGUAAAAUACUACAUAUGCAAACCUUCAUGCUUCAGGCCUUGGUGUUGCAUCAGCCUCUCCCUCCCUUUGGCCCCAGAGGAGGUCAGCCAUACUUUGUUAUUGUGUACAUAAAAGCGAUAAUGCAUUUGUCACCAUAGGAUUGUUACUACUGCAGCAUCAGUAAUUUCAAUAAUGCUGACUAGAACCGAAUAGUUCUUUUAUUAUUUUUUAUAUUAUUAGUACAUAUGCUUAAUUCUGGGGGACAAUGGGGCUGAGAAAAGUGUCUUAAUCCACUUUUUUGGUAUAAAAGAAUUGAUUUACUGGCUCUGCAUUAGUUAAAUCUUUCCAUAAUACUAUGUUCAGAGUCAUAGAUGUUAAAUGUCACUAUGGCUACUUUUAAGCUUUGUAUAAACCAUGUAUGUUUGAAUGUUUUGAUAAAUUCUUUCAAUAAAAUGCAACAGUGAAACAUAAA
Messenger RNA from Falco peregrinus (peregrine falcon), 2220 nucleotides. RefSeq names its product caspase 6 (gene CASP6). Gene Ontology annotation, biological process: apoptotic process; proteolysis. Bases 101 to 1012 code for a protein of 303 amino acids. Lineage: Eukaryota; Metazoa; Chordata; Aves; Falconiformes; Falconidae. The record is from RefSeq and is a predicted model, not a curated record. Gene Ontology annotation, cellular component: cytoplasm. The transcript is spliced from 8 exons.